This is a messenger RNA of Cladocopium goreaui, 1392 nucleotides long. The record is from the annotation of a GenBank genome assembly. NCBI's taxonomy places the organism in Eukaryota, Dinophyceae, Suessiales, Symbiodiniaceae.
AUGAAGUUGGAGCAUGUUAGAAGAAGGAUGUUUCCGCUUCACGCCUUGUUUUGGCACGUUGUAGUGUACUCAGGCGCCAAUGAGACAAAGUGGAAGGACAAAGGCAUCCCCGAGAGCAGCUGUCGCAAGCUCUCGAUUGUGACGCAGGGCUGGUGGGAAGCACUCCAGAGGACUGCUGUGAAGAGAGGGUCGUGCCUCUCAGAAGUUUCGCGCUUUUCAGUCGUGACUUCCAGAGAUGUGAACAAGCAAACAACGCUGCAGACCUUGCCAUGCAACGAUGCCAUCGCGAACAGACUCUUGGAUGAUUCAAGAAAGAAGCGUUUAUCAGCGGAGUGUCGUGACAAGAGGAGUUCUCCAGAAGUCAUCAUGCUCAAAAGGAAAAUUGCUUGUAGCUCCCUUUGGUUGCGGGAAUGUUGGCGGAAGAGGAAGCAGGAUUCACUUGAAGGUUUUGCUGUGUGGAGAAACCUGUGGGCUGCAGCCAGAACUCCACGCGCUGCGAAACAGGUGUUGCCAGAAAGGGAGUGCUGCGCACCGCUAUUCUGCAAAGACUUUGUUUGCACUCCCAGCAAGAAAUAUGGGCUGAAGCCUGGAGCAGACAUGCUGAAGGGCGCUGACCGCGACACUUGCUGCGACGUCAUGAAGUGUGACACCUUCAAGUGCCCCAACAACACAAAGUGGAAGCCGAAGCCUGGUGCCCUUGUAGGCAACACCACAGAGGAAUGCUGUGAGAAGCAGACCUGCAACCGUUACAAGUGCAGCGAUGAUUCCUUGCAGCUCUUGGUGAACCCUUUCCAUCGCCUGGGCAGCACGGACGAAGAAUGCUGUGAGAGGAAGAGCUGCAAAGACUGGAAAUGCAGUGAUCCCACCAAGUGGGUCCACCGUGCAGCGCAGAAUGCCAUGGCCAACACUGAUCGAAAGGGCUGGUCAGACGAGGAGUGUUGCGACAAGCUAGUUUGCCUUCCAGAAGUUUGCGACCCUGCCACCCAGUGGAAGCCAAAAGAGAACGAUGGCACCUUGUUGGGCAGCACCUUCGAGCAGUGCUGCGAGCCUAUUUUCUGCAAUGACUUCGUUUGCGACACUGACAAAAACGGCACCGGUGUUGGAACGCAAUGGUACAAGAAGGUGAACACCAACACCUACAAAUGGCAAGGAAGCACGAACGAGGAGUGCUGCUUGCCAAUGUACUGUAGCCAAUAUACCACUGAACAUCCCACUCGCUGGAAGAGGAAGACAGAGCCAGGUAUGCUCGGCUCUUCAGAUGUGGAGUGCUAUGACCCUCGUUGGUGCUCUGACUACUGCUGUUCAACUGACACAAAAAUGCGAAUGCCCAACGUGGAGAAGCACCAGGGUAACACAGAUGAGGAGUGUUGCAUCGACAAGCCGAGGGAAUGA